Molecule: messenger RNA, 2055 nt
Organism: Copidosoma floridanum
Lineage: Eukaryota; Metazoa; Arthropoda; Insecta; Hymenoptera; Encyrtidae
Source: RefSeq, a predicted model, not a curated record
AUGGAAUACUUAAACAGCUCGCAGAUAUCCGAACAGAUGACUCUUUACGAGAACAAAAUCAAAAGUUGGAAAGAUAAAAUCAGGGCUGAGCUGAAAAUCCGACAAAACCUCAAAGAAAAGCUUAGUGAGGCGAAAAAGAGAGAAGCCACGCAAAUAUUGAUGUUGGAGAGACUAGACGAGUAUGAGGAAAUUGUGACUAAACAGCUUGAAUUGGCCGAGAAGAUGGAAGACAGUGAAUCAGUAAAACAAUUAGCCGUAAUAGAAAAAUACGAGGGCAUGCUGCGAGAGCAGCAGCAAGUUUGGGCUCAAUAUGAGGAAGAGUACGAACAGUUGCCGCUGGCCCAAGAAAGACAAAAGGCCGAGCUCCGCUUACUGAAAGUCAGCAUACAAAACGACCUAGUUAUUUACAAGCUCAACGAAAUCAACAAAAUGAUAAAGUUGGAGGAAAAAGUUAACAGACGGCAGGAACAGCUCAAGAUAAUAGAGCUUGCAAAGCUGUAUCUCGAUCACAAGAAAAAGGAACGGUAUUGCUCCGAAUUGAUUUCUACAAUACAACACCUCAAGCUCGAGGAGGAAAAUUUGAAACAACAGGUAAAAGACGCGGAAAGACAAGCCGAAGAAACGGAGAGAUUGAAUCCCACGACCAGCAAAUCGAUAAAAUCUCAGCAGCUGCCAAAAGUCGAUCUCUCCUGUUUCAUAAUUCGAAGGGACAACAAUAAUUACAACAAUUACGACACAGUUUCGAUCAAUUCCUAUAUACUGGAGCAAGAGUACAUGAACGUCGAAGAGCCGGCUAGUCAAUCGUCUCAACCGGAGCAACAGUUCCAGCACAAAAAAUUUGUAGGUGAAAGUCAAGAAAGUAAUUUCGAGUCGAUGGAUUUAGACAGAGCAACGAAGCGACCCGAUGGGCAACAAAAUACAUCUGCGGGUGGGGGAACAAUCAACGACUCGAGGAUGGAUGUCGAUGAAACGGAGACCGACAAUCAAGCUGCUGAUAAAUCGAAGCAGCCGCGGUUGAACCACGUAGCAAGCGUCAAAAAUUUUGAGCGCCACGGCGAGUCAAAUUCAUACAUUCAUUGUAAAAAAUCGAGCCAGGAAAGCCAACCGGAAACUCAUGCCAACGAAAAGAGAGAGACUCCACAAAAACGAGUGAAUCAGCGAAAAUCGUCGCAAGAAGAAGCGCCAAACAGUAGGGGCUUCGUCAGAGUCCCCGAGGAGCGCAUCAAUUACUCGAGCCCCUACCACCCCGUUCAGGAGAGGCCCGUGCCCUCACCCGCUAAAUUGCAAAAACAAUCUUUCGAAUCGCCCCAACAGCAGCAUCAACGAGAAUCGUUUUCAAGAACCGACGCGAGAGCGAUAUUCAACAGCAAAGACCUUGCGAGACUUCCGCAAGCGAGUCCUGGAGCCAACAGGCCACAAAUGUUCAAGCUGAACGACAGUCUGCCGCAUCAAAACCAAACGCCUAACGUCCAGGCAGCACCGGUUGCACAAUCGUCCCGAGAAUCGUCUCAGAAUACCAGUGCUCUGUUGGAUGCGCAAAUGCCGAGGCGUCCGAGCCCGAUACCACAACAGAGCUUCGUUUUUAUGGACAACCAACAGCAGCAGCAGCACCAACAACAACAAAUGACAUCCAAUAUUAACAGCCCAAGCAUCGUGACCAACAGUAUGCUGAACAUGACAAUGAACUCUUGCGACGUAAACAUGUACGCCGACAACAUAUCGGCAAUCUUGGGCAGCGAGAUCACAGAGCCGGGUGGUAGUUUCGAGCUCGUACGGCGUUUGUAUGGAGACUCGGACUUGAAUUCCGAAGUGAGCGAUCUGGAGUACGACAAAAUGAUGGAAAAGUUAUUCUCGCCCAUUCCAUCGAAAGCGAAAAAUCAGCCAGAGCAGCAGCAGCAGCAGCAGCAACAACAUCGACCGGGGCACGCGAUGAGCCAAGCGUCUCGGAUCAGUUUGAAUAGCAAUGUUCCGAUCUCGGAAUCUCAAGAACAAGAAAAAAGUUUUGCGCUCACUGGAUUCAAGAAAUCAACAAAGACAGCAAAAUCUUUGUUCUGA